UGCUCUAAAAUGGGAUUCAGAUUGCCUAGUCUUCAAAAGAAAACUUCUGUUCCAAAAGGUUAUCUUGCUGUUUAUGUUGGAGAGAACCAAAAGAAGCGAUUCGUGAUACCUAUAUCAUACUUGAACAAUCCUUCAAUUCAAGACUUGCUAAGUCAAGUUGAACGAGAAUUCGGAUUUGAUCAUCCGAUGGGUGGCCUCACAAUUCCUUGCAGAGAAGAUGUCUUCCUAGAUAUCACUUCUCGCUUGCAAAGAUCAUAAAAGGAGAAGAUUUAAAUGUUGAUCAUAAGUGAUCAAUACAAUUUUGUACUAUAGCUAACACUUGUAAAUU
Arachis duranensis is the source of this 328-nucleotide messenger RNA. Its product is annotated as auxin-induced protein 15A-like. The record is from RefSeq and is a predicted model, not a curated record. NCBI's taxonomy places the organism in Eukaryota, Viridiplantae, Streptophyta, Magnoliopsida, Fabales, Fabaceae. The coding region runs from base 10 to 258 and encodes 82 amino acids. The transcript has a single exon. Gene Ontology annotation, biological process: response to auxin.